AUGCCCCCAAGUCGACCUCGCAACAGAAAGCAACGGAGCUGUCCUUGGUGCUCUCAGUCCUUCACCAAGGAGGAUCAUCUCUCGCGCCAUAUCAGAACCCACACAAAGGAGAGACCGUUCCUUUGUUCUGUAUGUGGUAAACCUUUCAGUCGCCAUGACUCCCUUCUGCGACAUGCACGUAAUCACGGAGAGGCUAGUCCCCAGCAGCCCAGACUUCCAGAGCAGCCAACAUCUGCCCGGAAUUCCCAAGUUAAUAAUACCCUCUGUGCUGCGCCCAGAUUGGAUGACAGCAUUGCUUUGGAUUCACUACAAACGCCGCCUCUAUUAUUAGAUACGCCGCCUUUGUCAUCGGCUGACCAUCCAGAACCCGGAAAUGUACCUACGUUUCCUUUUUCUUCAAGUGCUGGAAAAGACGAGUGUCUUACGAUAUUAGAAGCCAACGGAAAUAGCUCAACAGUUGACAAGGCAUACGAACAGGUCUCACAGCAACCGGGGCCGGCAGCCAGCUCUCCCAAUGGCUGUCCAAGUUCCCUAAGCCCACCGGACAAUGCAUUGAAUGAGAACUUACAGUGCCAGGCCUAUGAUUGGACACUUGAGAGCAUGACGCAGAUUCCCACUUGGCUCGCUACUGAUGACUUCGAUAUCAAUGCAUUGAAUGCUGCCAUUAUUGCAUCAACCAACCUACCAGCGUUGUUGCAGAACUCGGCAACCAUGGGCCCGAUAAGCGACCCGCUCCUGCAUACAGGUGAAAGUCUACCAAAUGGCACUGAUAAGUUCGAAGACAUAGUUUGUCGUCACUGGUUCACGCACCCCGAGGCGCCAGGUACAGAGCAUGGAUUGCCAGAUCGAGAAUCACGAGCAACCGUUGAUGAGCCCUACCGACAAGGUUUGACUGAGCGUCUACAAUAUCGCGUUCCAACAGAUCCCUUGCCAUCGACGGACUUCCUAAAUAUGUGCAUACAAAUGUACUUUGCUAAAUUCCAUCCCAUAUUUCCCGUAGUCCAUGCGCCAACAUUCCGACCUUCAACUGCAAACGCUUUGCUGUUGCUUUCAAUUUGCUCAAUCGGUAGUCUGUUUCUAGGCUCCAGACAUGGUAUUUCUUGUGGCACCAGGAUUUUUGAAACACUCAACAAAGCUAUACUAGCAUCCUGGGAAACAUACAUUGGAAAAGGAGAGCCUGAAGUACGGUCCAUGUCUCAGGCGGGUUUGAUAGGCCAGGUGUUUGGUUAUUUGAGCGGAAAGCGUAGACAUCUCCUGCUGAUUCAGGUUUUUCAUAAUACCAUAAUUACGUGGGUCCGGAGAAUUCGGGUGCUUCGCAGUCACCAGUCAACAUGCGAGAUUGAAAGAGAGGAAAUCGAACGCGACCCAGAGGGAGCGUGGACUACAUGGGUUGCCAAAGAAGAGCAACGCCGCCUCGUAGCAGGAUUGGCCAUACUGGAUAGCGAGUUUGCGGAUUUGUUUCUUUCAGAACCCUACAUGAGACGCCCGUCGCUGAGGUCCUCUAUCUCUGACGAUGAAAUCUGGACCGCGCCAACAGCAGCAGACUGGAGUCGUAGUUUAACCCGACAACUAAGUUCCCAUGUUCGUUCGGACUCGAUGGCCAAACAAAACAGCUUUAAAGAAUACUUUGCCCUGGAGGAGAUUGCAGGAUCUGUAUGUGAUGCCCGUAUGUCUGAUGAUUACUCCGCAUUACCUUCACAGCAAAGUGUGCUCGAGAAGUUCUACUGCAAUAAUAUUACCCAGAGAAGCUCUUCCGUUGGCCCUGAUAACUUCUGCCUGAGAGCGCUGUGGCACAUCACGUUCCUCUCCUCCCUGGUGGAUUUUGAUCGCUUGGAACUUGCAGUUGGGCGUGAGGGGCAUGAAGAGUCACAGAGGCACGUGUGUUACGCUCGAGCCUGGGCAAAUUCGCGAGAUGGCUGCCGGUGCGUUGUCCAUGCAGUACUGACCUUCCGCUGCCUGGAGAGUAUACCUAUAGCGAAGGAGCCACCAAUCCACGCGCCUCGGUCUCUACAUCGAGCUAUAUUGGUACUCUAUUGCUAUCUUCAGUUCAAGGAUAUAGCCGAUCACACAGAUGUCACACAGAAUGCAUUCGACUUUCCAGAACUCAAUCACGCGGGGGUUAUUUGUGAAAGGAUACUCGCGGAGGUCAAUUGUCCCGGAAUGUGGGGGCCAAAGCCCAUGCAUUCCAGCAUGCUGUGUCAUUUUAUUGAACUAUUGAGACGUCUUGGGCACUGGGGCCUGGCGCGACAACAGGCUGCGAUGUGGGAAGUUGUCGUGUAUGGACUGUUGCCAAAUUAG
Molecule: messenger RNA, 2298 nt
Organism: Aspergillus tubingensis
Lineage: Eukaryota; Fungi; Ascomycota; Eurotiomycetes; Eurotiales; Aspergillaceae
Product: transcription factor domain-containing protein
Exons: 7
Coding region: 1-2298 (765 amino acids)
Biological process (GO): DNA-templated transcription; regulation of transcription by RNA polymerase II
Cellular component (GO): chromatin
Molecular function (GO): RNA polymerase II cis-regulatory region sequence-specific DNA binding; zinc ion binding; DNA-binding transcription factor activity, RNA polymerase II-specific
Source: RefSeq, a predicted model, not a curated record